Aspergillus aculeatus ATCC 16872 is the source of this 3601-nucleotide messenger RNA. RefSeq lists its product as uncharacterized. The record is from RefSeq and is a predicted model, not a curated record. Bases 263 to 3115 code for a protein of 950 amino acids. The transcript has 2 exons. Lineage: Eukaryota; Fungi; Ascomycota; Eurotiomycetes; Eurotiales; Aspergillaceae.
CUUCUUUGUCCCUCUUUCAGAGCUGCAUACCUCUUGGGCUUUUCUGCACUCCGGCCCUCUAAGCUUAUUCUGCAUUGGAAAUCCUUGUAUCUUCUUACAAAGUAUUUUUUUGGAUUUUGGAGUCUUCCUGUUGCAUCUCAUAACCUGAAUUAGCAAGCAGCCUAGUCGCUUACAAGAUCCCGGUCGCGAGCCCGCUAAAAGAUGGACUAUCUAUGAACAGCAUUGAACCCAUCAAGUCCGACCGCGAGCCGACUGGCGCAACAUGGAGGACAUCCGACCGACCGCGAGGUGGGCAAACCGCAUGUUGCGCCCUUUGACCUCCGUCUACCACCGAUUAGAAAAGCACCACGAGAUCCGUGCUAGUGUCGCGGAUGCGAAAACGAAAGUCAAUGCUGGCAACGUCAGCAUAGAGCGCAAAAGUGUUCCGUCGAACCGAACCAGUCAACCCGCGACCGACCAAGGCUGUACCUACCCGGACGAAGAGCCUGACGAUCCCGCCUGGAUUCCCGGGCGACCCCCGAGCCGCCGGAUUCGACACAAUUACUCGACUCGGGGGCAGAGGAAUGGCGCGCGACGACGGACUCGAGUGACAAUUCAGAGCCCGGAAGCGCAGCGGACGUUGCCUGGCGCGAUUGAGAUCGCGACUCCCUUGAUUACCGGAAGAUCCCACGGGUCGUUGGACGCCUCCUCGUCCAUCAGGAAACAGCUCUUCCGGAACGUCAUAUCGGCCACUGGCGGUGGGGAGGCUAGCGACAAUCGCAAAGGCACUCGCUCCAACAAUAGCAGUUUCCCCGCCUAUCAAGGUUCCUGGAAAGAGGUACUCGAUAUCUGUGGGAACCCGGGAUUUGUGGAUAUCGCGCGCUAUUUAGAUCAAGUACUUCUUAAGUUUUUGAAUAACACCCGCGAAACCCCGACAGUUAUACCUCAACAUGCACACAUGACACGCGGACCGCGGUCGCUGAUGUCGGCCGCACUGCGCCGCCUUCCGGAGUUUAUUGCAGAGGAGCAGGUGUUACAAGAUGAGAUCGAGGAAGACGGGGAGGUUGAUAUGUGCGAUGCUUACUUCACUGAGCUUGAGGCCUUCUAUGCGUCCAACGACAACGGGUGGCAGCCGCUGCGCGAAGCAGCGCGCGCACGAGGUAUCCAUUUGAUCUCGGAAAUGAUCCGGAGAGGAUGGAUUCCGAGAUUGGCCGCCUGUCGCUUGCUCCAAGUGUGCUUGGAAAAUGAUGAAUUCGAUGCUUUUGAAUCUUUGUUAUCUCGUUGCUUGCUUGAUGUGGCCACCUACGUGUAUCCUUCGGCCUUUGAACCAUCCAAAGCUAGUGACUAUCGCGAAGACCCUAUUCGGGUGCUGCGUGUUUAUUACUCGCGCGUCCCUUCGCGGCGAUCCUUCUUCUACGAUGAAUUGGCGAAGCUUCUCACGCGAGGGGUGUUCCCUCCUGAAUGGAUGGUCACCAGCCUAUGGAAGAAGUGCGUUGAUGGUGCGAUCCAAUCGGUAUCUGCCGGAGACGGGGAUUCCGCGGCUGCGACCAAAGCUGUUGAGGCCAUCGUCCUUGCGUCUGCUGGCAUUUACUCGAACACAGGUGCGAUUUCAGCUCGUUUUGAAGGCCCACCUGCGCAGCGCUCUGUCAGACCGAAGGACACACGUGCGUCCACAACGAAUGCGAGUUCAUUGCUUGAAAGCCGGGCUCCAUGCCCCGUUCCUAUCCAGGACGCGUUGAGCAAUCUCAUCGCUAGUCUUGUGACCGCGCUAUGCGGCAUGUGCAUUACACGCACGCAAGCAUCUGGGCCUGAUGAAAGGACAAGCGGGCUCAAAAUCCGACAAAUGGUUACGCGCUUCGCAUUUAACGUUCAAAGGGCCAUUGGGAUUGUCUCGACACCUGAGGAGAUCCAAACACUGGGACUACAAUCCCUCCGUCGCGGAUAUGUCCUGUUGGGCGAUUUUAUACUACAGGCUAAGCAAGACCUCCCGUACGAUCUGAUUGUGUACUCUGAUGCAUUGUCAGAACAACACAUAAAUACAUUUUGUCUAUCAUUGGCUGGGCAGCAGGAUACGAUCAAGGAGCUAGCCGAGUUUGUUCAACAAGUUUUUCAUUGCUGCGGGCAUGCGCGUAAAUCCGAGCCGACUCGCACUCCUCGGGAGAUCAAAGACACGGUCACACGACUCGCUCGGCUGACGUCUUUGGCCGGGGUGUCUCUUCUGCUGGAUAAAGUUGCAGCCGAAACCGCGAUGUUACUGGCGGAGAUGACUCUGGACGAGGAUGACCACGUAUGGGCAUUAGAGAUGCAAGGUGAAGCUAUCUCAUCACAGCAGGAGCAGAGGGCGGCGACACGGCCUACUGCAACGAGUGAAGCAUUUGCCGGCCAGCCCAGCGAUACUUAUCGAUGGGAGGAUAGUAUUGGAGAAUGGGUCGCGAACACACCUGCCUCCAAACGCCUGGCCGCCCGGCCGAAACUCGCGUCGAAUCUUGACUGCUCAACGAGCAGUAGCGCUUCGGCCAGUCCAGCUCCGUCCGAGACGAUGGCUUCCAGCGUGACAUCAUCUGCACCAUCGUUGACCGGCAAGAGGGAGCGUGCUCAGCAGGACUUGGAAGUGCGGUCGCCCAAACGACUUCGAUCGACCUCGCUGAAGAUGACGAGAGGAGGCUCUGGCGCUACGUGCCACGAGCCGGAACGGCCAGGCGAAUCAGAAUCUGCACCUGUAGCCGCCCGGACUCGCACGGCUCUCCGCGACCUGUCCCAGGCCAAGAACCGCAUGAUCCAAUCAUCUCGAACGCGAGUAUCGACCAUCGGCAGCAAGGAUCUGACCCCUGUUACGAGUGGUUGUAGGACAGUCCACCCCUUGCCCCAGAUCGAAGUGGUUAUCGUCAACAGCUUUGCUCCUGCAGUUGACACGACAAGGACUCAACCAGAUGCCGUGCUAGUCUGCAGAAAAUCGGCACGAUUAGCUCGAGCCUCAAUCUCUGCUCCCGUCCCCGCCGUCACCCCUACGGCCAUUGCGACCGAGUCGAACAGAAGAACGACUCGACCUCGUCGCGCACGACUACCACCGCCGCCGGCGCCGGUGAUGUCCUAUUUCGAUGAGGACAGCGACGAUGAGCUCAGCUUUCUGGCCUAAAUCGUAGCCUCUUGUGUUAGUAUUUUAGUACCGUUUGUUCUACACGGAUUUUUCAGGGUGCGCAUGCAUCGUCGGGCAUGGCGGGCAGUUUAUUAGGAAGUUCUUCGGUUCAGGUUUAGUUUAUAGUUUUCUGGAUGAUACCCGGGGCGAUUGGGAUGAUGCUUUUGAUUGUUGAGGAUUUGUUUGGAGGGACUGCUUGAUUGUUUGUUGAUAGAGUAAAUCAAGGGUUUGUGGAAUCAACUUGGCACCGAAAGGGUUUCAUUUAUCAUAAGCAUGGCUGGCAUCAUUGAUGGCGGUUCGAGAUCCGGUUUCGAAUAGAGCAGAUACACAUAGAAGAGAGACAUUGAUUAAUGCGCUGUAGUUAUUCUUGGACUCCUGGGGGUCAUGAGUUGAUGGAGUAUUCCGUCCUUUUGUCGACUCCCCGAAUUCUUUAUCCGAGUGGAACGGGGGAUGCCAACUGGAAAAGGUUAGAAGUGUUUGAGAUGG